This is a messenger RNA of Nomascus leucogenys (northern white-cheeked gibbon), 2215 nucleotides long. It is a transcript of the gene WARS1, whose product is annotated as tryptophanyl-tRNA synthetase 1. Gene Ontology annotation, cellular component: cytoplasm. Gene Ontology annotation, molecular function: tryptophan-tRNA ligase activity; ATP binding. Gene Ontology annotation, biological process: tryptophanyl-tRNA aminoacylation. Lineage: Eukaryota; Metazoa; Chordata; Mammalia; Primates; Hylobatidae. The record is from RefSeq and is a predicted model, not a curated record.
AUGGCUCGAUUCUCGAGAGGGUUUCAUUGGUCUCAACCUGGCCUCAGGCAACCCACUCCUGAUUGGACAGUCUCAUCAAGAAGGUUGGUCAACAGCUCAAGUGUUUCUGAGAAUCUGGGCGAUUUAUAAGAAACCCUUAGCUGAAUGCAGGGUGGGGGAGUGGUAAAAAAAAAGACAAGAGCCUCUUUUUUCAAAAGAGAAACUGAAAGAAAGAGGGGAAGAGUAUUAAAGAUCAUUAAAGGGAAACUGAAAGAAAGAGGGGAAGAGUAUUAAAGACCAUUUCUGGCUGGGCAGGGCAUUCUCAGCAGCUCAACUGCCCAGCGUGACCAGUGGCCACCUCUGCAGUGUCUCCACAACCUGGCCUCGACCUCAGGCCGGCUGUGAACGUAGUUCCUGAGAGAUAGCAAACAUGCCCAACAGUGAGCCCUGUGCCUCUCCGCUGGAGCUGUUCAACAGCAUCGCCACACAAGGGGAGCUCGUGAGGUCCCUGAAAGCGGGAAAUGCGUCAAAGGAUGAAAUUGAUUCUGCAGUAAAGAUGUUGCUGUCGUUAAAAAUGAGCUACAAAGCUGCCAUGGGGGAGGAUUACAAGGCUGACUGUCCUCCAGGGAACCCAGCACCUACCAGUAAUCUUGGCCCAGAUGCCACAGAUGCUGAAGAGGAUUUUGUGGACCCAUGGACGGUACAGACAAGCAGUGCAAAAGGCAUAGACUACGAUAAGCUCAUUGUUCGGUUUGGAAGCAGUAAAAUUGACAAAGAGCUCAUAAACCGAAUAGAGAGAGCUACCGGCCAAAGACCACACCGCUUCCUGCGCAGAGGCAUCUUCUUCUCACACAGAGAUAUGAAUCAGGUUCUUGAUGCCUAUGAAAAUAAGAAGCCAUUUUAUCUGUACACGGGCCGGGGCCCCUCUUCUGAAGCAAUGCAUGUAGGUCACCUCAUUCCAUUUAUUUUCACAAAGUGGCUCCAGGACGUGUUUAACGUGCCCUUGGUCAUCCAGAUGACGGAUGAUGAGAAGUAUCUGUGGAAGGACCUGACCCUGGACCAGGCCUAUAGCUAUGCUGUGGAGAAUGCCAAGGACAUCAUCGCCUGUGGCUUUGACAUCAACAAGACUUUCAUAUUCUCUGACCUGGACUACAUGGGGAUGAGCUCAGGUUUUUACAAAAAUGUGGUGAAGAUUCAAAAGCAUGUUACCUUCAACCAAGUGAAAGGCAUUUUCGGCUUCACUGACAGCGACUGCAUUGGGAAGAUCAGUUUUCCUGCCAUCCAGGCUGCUCCCUCCUUCAGCAACUCAUUCCCACAGAUCUUCCAAGACAGGACAGAUAUCCAGUGCCUUAUCCCAUGUGCCAUUGACCAGGAUCCUUACUUUAGAAUGACAAGGGACGUCGCCCCCAGGAUCGGCUAUCCUAAACCAGCCCUGCUGCACUCCACCUUCUUCCCCGCCCUGCAGGGCGCCCAGACCAAAAUGAGUGCCAGUGACCCCAACUCCUCCAUCUUCCUCACCGACACAGCCAAACAGAUCAAAACCAAGGUCAAUAAGCACGCGUUUUCUGGAGGGAGAGACACCGUCGAGGAGCACAGGCAGUUUGGGGGCAACUGUGAUGUGGACGUGUCUUUCAUGUACCUGACCUUCUUCCUCGAGGACGAUGACAAGCUGGAGCAGAUCAGGAAGGAUUACACCAGCGGAGCCAUGCUCACCGGUGAGCUCAAGAAGGCACUCAUAGAGGUUCUGCAGCCCUUGAUCGCAGAGCACCAGGCCCGGCGCAAGGAGGUCACAGAUGAGAUAGUAAAAGAGUUCAUGACUCCCCGGAAGCUGUCCUUCGACUUUCAGUAGCACUCUUUUACAUAAGCUUAUAAAAGAAGUGAUGUAUCAAUAAUCCCAACCCAGUCAAAGCACCGCCACCCGUGGGGCUUCUGUCUGAUGGUAAUUACUGGGCCUGGUCUCUGUAAGCCUGUGUAUGUUAUCAAUACUGUUUCUUCCUGUGAGUUCCAUUAUUUCUAUCUCUUAUGGGCAAAGCAUUGUGGGUAAUUGGUGCUGGCUAACAUUGCAUGGUCAGAUAGAGAAGUCCAGCUGUGAGUCUCUCCCCAAAGCAGCCCCAGAGUGGAGCCUUUGGCUGGAAGUCCAUGGGCCACCCUGUUCUGGUCCGUGGAGGACUCCAAGGGUUCCAAGUAUACUCUUAAGGCACACUGUGGUUAAAAAUAUAUAUUCUAUGUAUGCAUA